AUGACGCCUUAUUCCGUUAUUUGCGACCAGCAUUUUCUGGAAGUGUAUCCCGCCCUUCGCCAGAUUUCCCAGAGGACCAUAAGCACUGCUUCACGCAGGCAAAUUGAGAACAGAGUUCCUGAGAAGCAGAAGCUUUUUCAGGAGGAUAAUGGCAUUCCAGUGCAUCUUAAAGGUGGGGUAAUGGAUGCUUUGUUGUACAGAAUCACCAUGGGUAUUACAGUUCUUGGAACAGGCUAUGUUCUGUAUGAGCUGACUGUAGCUUCAAUGCCCAAGAAAUAGAAAUGAUUCCAGUCCAAGAUGUCUUGGUGACUAGCUUCUCUUCGUCCAAUUCCAUGUGACUACGGUCGUGGCUUAUACUUCUUACAAGCAGCUGACUUAAUGUUUGGAAUCACUAUUUAACUGUAACAUGUUAACUGCAAUUAAUAAAGCAGUUUUGACAUUG
Struthio camelus australis is the source of this 442-nucleotide messenger RNA. The record is from RefSeq and is a predicted model, not a curated record. Lineage: Eukaryota; Metazoa; Chordata; Aves; Struthioniformes; Struthionidae.